GGUGUAGCGUACAUUGCGCGUGUGUGAGGGGAGGCUUUUCUCGCGGGGUUUGCUGGUUGUGGUGUAUAGCAGAGGAAGAACUCGCGAAGGGAAGAUGGUCUUGCUACACGUGCUCUUUGAGCAUGCCGCUGGGUAUGCCCUAUUUGUAGUAAAGGAAGCUGAAGAGAUUGGCAUGCUUCUACCUCAGGUGGAAGAGAGUGUUUUGAGUGUUGGCAAAUUCAACACCAUUGUCCAACUGACUGCCUUUUCUCCAUUUAAAUCUGCACAGUCUGCUCUAGAGAACAUAAAUGCCAUUUCUGAAGGUAUUAUACAUGCAGAUCUAAAGCUGUUUCUUGAAACCAAUAUCCCACCUUCUGGGAAGAAGCGCAAGGUGGUUUUGGGUGUUGCUGAUGGGAAGAUUGGUGCUGCAGUGCAGGAGGAACUUGGUGUGUCUUGUCAGACAGGUGGAGUUGUAGCAGAAAUUUUGAGAGGUAUUCGAUUACAUUUCCAUUCUUUGGUGAAGGGUCUUACUGCUCAGUCUGCAUCCAAAGCUCAGCUGGGUUUGGGUCACAGCUAUUCGAGAGCAAAGGUAAAAUUCAAUGUGAAUAGAGCAGACAAUAUGAUAAUCCAGUCCAUUGCCCUCUUGGAUCAGCUAGAUAAGGACAUAAACACCUUUGCAAUGAGAGUCAGAGAAUGGUAUGGGUAUCACUUCCCAGAGCUAAUCAAGAUUAUUAGUGAUAACUACACUUACUGCUGUCUGGCAAAACUGAUUGGGAAUCGGAAGGAACUGUCAUCUGAAAGUCUAGAGGCUUUAGAAGAGGUGGUGAUGGACAGCGCCAAAGCACAAGCUAUUCUUGAGGCCUCAAAAAGCUCAAUGGGUAUGGAUAUCUCUCCUAUUGAUUUAAUCAACAUUGAGAGUUUCUCCAGCCGAGUGAUCUCCCUGGCAGAGUAUAGGAAGGGAUUGCAAGAGUAUCUCCGUUCUAAGAUGAGCCAGGUUGCGCCUAAUUUGGCAGCUCUCAUUGGUGAAGUGGUUGGUGCUCGUCUCAUCUCGCACGCUGGCAGUUUGACAAAUCUGGCAAAGUACCCUGCUUCAACGGUGCAAAUCCUGGGUGCUGAGAAAGCUUUAUUCAGAGCAUUGAAGACUAGAGGAAACACGCCGAAGUAUGGAUUAAUCUUUCAUUCCACAUUCAUUGGUCGUGCUGCAGCCAAAAACAAAGGACGCAUUUCUCGGUACUUGGCAAAUAAGUGCACUAUUGCCUCCAGGAUAGACUGCUUUUCUGAGAUACCAACAAGUGUCUUUGGAGAUAAGCUUCGUGAGCAGGUUGAGGAGAGGCUUUCCUUUUAUGAAACUGGUGAAGCACCACGGAAGAAUAUUGAUGUGAUGAAGGAGGCCGUAGCAGAGGCAUCAGAAGUAACUGCUGAACUCAAACGAAAGAUUGAGAAAAAAGAGAAGAAAAAGAAAAAGAAAGAAAAGAGAAGACUGGAAGCUUUGGCCACUGCAGAAGAGGAGGAAAAAGAGAUGAAGGCUCAAAGCAAUGGGGAGGAAAAUGAUGAAGCAGAAGUAGUGAAAAAGAAAAAGAAACGGAGUAUUUCGGAUGUUUCAGAGAAUGGAGUGUCAGAAAUUCCUCCCACAAAGAAAAAGAAGAAAAGCAAAGAAGUUAUGCAGGAAGAGGCAGAAGAAUUGCCUUCCAUUGUACCAGAAGUGACACAAUCGGGAAAGAAGAAGAAAAAAUCAAAAGUGAUGGAGGAUGAAUAGUGACACAGAGCAAAGAGCCCUGCAAGUAAUAAACCAGCAGUUCUUUCUUCAUUGGGCACCCCUGUGUGAUGGAGAAUGUGCCUGGAAGUUUAUCUGGACAAUGAUUUUAACCUGGCACAUUUAUGUGAAUUACCUGGUUUUAAAAUGCCAAGAGUUCUGUUUGCCUGGAAAUAGGACUGCUAUAUUAUUCACUUACUGGUCUGUUUAAGGACACCUGCUAUUUUGUAUGCUUAUUGUAAUAAAACAAUUCAAAUGGCAAAUUGGUGGGGCUGGGAGGUCAUUUAGUCUCCGGUUGACAUUGGCCGCAUAGUUAAGUUUGGGAGUAGUGUGCCAUGUCAGAGCAGUCGGACACUUGCUCAGCUAAAAUUUUUAAAUGAAGUUCUAAAGCCAUGUCACAUGGUAUGACUUUUCCAGUGAUGUUCAGUCAUAUACUUCAUUUAUCAGUGGUUUCCCAGACUCUGUUCAGUGGAACUCCCCGUGGUUGCAGGUUUUUGUCCCAACCAGAUUCGCAAUUGAUGAUAACUGAUCUCAUAUAGUUGGCUGGUAUUUUUUUUUUUUCUACAUUCAGAAAAGCACAAUAUUAUGAUUUUUGCAAUGCAAGAUAUUUAAGAAAUAUUUCUAGUUAUUGGUAUAGCUUUAAAUGCUUAACUCCUUUUUCUAUUUUUCCCUUCAUCGUAUCUUAAUAGUGUCCGAGUUUGGAGAUGAACUCAUGUUUUGGAAAGCAUUCGUACACCAUGGGAUCAAGCGGAAUGCCGUUGACUCUCAGAAAAAAAUUUGUGCUUUUGAUACUUUAGAAAUAGCCAAGAAAAUUAAUCAAUUUGUCAUACCUUGUAGUUUCUAGUUUUGCCUCUUGAACUGCCCAUGAGCAAAGAUUGGCAAUACCAGUUGUCAAGUCUGGCAUUCCCUCCAACUAAAAGUUGUACAAUGUGACAUUGGCUUUACUGGCAGAAUAAGAGCUUUUGGAAGUAAACCAUUUCUAUUCCUGAAGUGGAAAUAAAACGAGCAAGACUUGACUGCAUGUGAAGAGCAAACUGCUUCAAGAAAUCCUGAACAUUAUUACAAGUGUGCUUCAUGAAAAUGUAUGUAGUGACAAGUCUACAUGCAAAUACUUCACACUCUUACAACAGCUUUAGGAGUGUGAUUACAAUUAAGAUGUAAUGACCAAUAUAGUGCUUAAAAUACUGUACUUUGUUUUAGUGUUUAAUAAUCUGAUGGGAAAAGUCCUUAAGUGUAGAGCCCACAUUUAGGGUCUACUGGUAAAUACUGUAUGUAAAUGUUUUCUUGCACAUUUUACAUAACAGCAAGUAAAAAGCUAUCUGUCCUCUGCUGCUUUUGUCAUCAAGCUGCUGUUCAUCAUGUCUUGCUGUUCUGUCAUAGCUUCGGUUUCCCCAGCAAGGAGUGUUGCUGCAGUUUGACUUGCUCACCCGUGCCUUUUGUUGGAUGACGGUUGGUUGGUUGCGUUGAAUGGCUGAAGCCUAAAUGGCAAGGCACACAUGAGAAAUGAUCAUUCCUACACCGUGCUAUAGGGGUCUGACAGCCAGGACUAACACUUCACUGUGUAAAGCAUUGGUGGCCCUUUUCUUUGUAGGAUCAUCAUGAUUGACAAGUUGAUAAUAUGAAAAUGAAAGCAAAUCCUAAAAAUGUUUUGAACUAAUACUUUACCCAUCCUUGGUGGCAACCACCUUGUGUGAUGAUAUGAGUCUCUAACUUAGGAUUCAAGUGGUGAGAAGGUUUUGUGGCUGACCUGUACAAAAGGCGAAGUUUUAUUUUUUUUAGCGUAAUGUCUGUGAACUCCAGCCUACAUGUCAUGCUUUAUGAACCUUUUCAGUGUGACUUAAAUAAAUCUUUUUUUACUUAU
This is a messenger RNA of Polypterus senegalus (gray bichir), 3593 nucleotides long. It is a transcript of the gene nop56, whose product is annotated as NOP56 ribonucleoprotein homolog. Gene Ontology annotation, molecular function: snoRNA binding. Gene Ontology annotation, cellular component: small-subunit processome; box C/D methylation guide snoRNP complex. The coding region runs from base 95 to 1735 and encodes 546 amino acids. NCBI's taxonomy places the organism in Eukaryota, Metazoa, Chordata, Cladistia, Polypteriformes, Polypteridae. The record is from RefSeq and is a predicted model, not a curated record. The transcript has 12 exons.